AUGGCAGCCGCGGGUGAUCACGACAAACACGAGGAGAAGGACGUUGUCGACGUUGGAGCGCCCAACGACGCCAGUGGCGCUGCCGAUUCCGAGGAGGCAAAAGAAGGGCAGCAACAUGCAGGCAACGGCGGAGGCGCGGCCGGCGGAGAUGGCCAGCCGAGUGGCUCCGACAGCUCCAACCUCGAAGUAGGAGGCGAAGGGGAGCUGCAGCCGGCCAACAUUGCGAUGCGGGCUCUCAUUGUAACGGGCGACGCCAGCAUCAUCAUCGGCAAGCAGGGCAAGCACAUCAACGAGAUCCGAGACAAGAGCGGGGCCAGGUUGACUAUUAGCGAGAGCAUCCCGGGUGUCCCUGAACGAAUCAUGACCGUGGCUGGUCAGCUCGAUGCUGUCAGCAAGGCAUUCGGGCUCAUCGUCCGUCAGAUCAACGACGAACCCUUUGACCAGGCUUCGGUGCCCGGCAGCCGAGCCGUCACGAUUCGAUUCAUCAUUCCCAAUUCGCGGAUGGGCUCUGUUAUUGGCAAGCAAGGGACAAAGAUCAAGGAGAUCCAAGAGGCCAGCGGUGCCAGGCUGACUGCUGGCGAGGCCAUGCUGCCCGCAAGCACAGAGCGCGUCUUGAGCAUCUCUGGAGUGGCCGAUGCCGUCCACAUCGCCGUCUACUACGUGGGGACGAUCCUGCUGGAGCACCCCGAUCGGACAGCCAACAACCUUACCUAUCGGCCUGGCGCCGGCGGCCCCGCACGGGGCGUCCAAGGUGCCUUCGGCGCCGCCGGUGGAGCACCUGGCGCGUACGGCUACGGUGGAGCGGCCGGGGGAGCAAUGGCGGCCGUGGCACCGGCCUCGUUCGGUGCACCGCAGCUCCAGCCAGGGUCGCAGACGCAGCAAAUUUUUGUGCCCAACGACUUGGUGGGGUGCAUCAUCGGCAAAGGCGGUCAAAAGAUCAACGAGAUUCGGCAGAUGAGCGGGUCGCACAUCAAGAUCAUGGAGCCUCAGGCGGGCAUCGCUGCCGGUGGGAGCGGCGCCGAGCGUCUCGUGACAAUCACGGGUCCCCCUGCCAACAUUCAAAUGGCUGUGCAGCUCCUCUACCAGCGCCUGGAGCAAGAGAAGCUCCGGCUGGCAACGCAGCAACAGCAGCAACAGCAACAGCACGGCCAGCAGUAG
Molecule: messenger RNA, 1158 nt
Organism: Acaromyces ingoldii
Lineage: Eukaryota; Fungi; Basidiomycota; Exobasidiomycetes; Exobasidiales; Cryptobasidiaceae
Exons: 4
Coding region: 1-1158 (385 amino acids)
Biological process (GO): regulation of gene expression; regulation of RNA metabolic process
Cellular component (GO): cytoplasm; nucleus
Molecular function (GO): mRNA binding
Source: RefSeq, a predicted model, not a curated record